AUGGCGAUUUCACCGACCCAAUUCGCCGUUACCACCAGGCAGUCGGCCAAUUGGUCCGACGCCAGGCGGAGGGUGCUGACGGCAUAUCGCGACUGGAUCCGGGCGGCGCCGGAAAUCCAAACGAUGUAUGCCAUCCCUCACCCGGUCUCAGCGAUCCGCACCCGCAUCCGACAGGAGUUUGAGCGCAACCGGUUCGUCAACAAGCUUCCCGCCGUCGAUGUCCUCCUUUUACAGAGCAACGCCGACUAUCAAGAGACCAUGAACUUCUGGCGUCAAACGAACCACCUUAUGUCUUACUUCAAAGAUGAGAACUUCAGGGGAGAGAAGCGGCUCCCAUCCGAUUUCGUUACUGGGUUCUUGGAAGGCCGCAACUAA
Messenger RNA from Dichotomopilus funicola, 375 nucleotides. Its product is annotated as NADH dehydrogenase 1 alpha subcomplex subunit 6. Bases 1 to 375 code for a protein of 124 amino acids. NCBI's taxonomy places the organism in Eukaryota, Fungi, Ascomycota, Sordariomycetes, Sordariales, Chaetomiaceae. The transcript is spliced from 5 exons. Gene Ontology annotation, biological process: response to oxidative stress. The record is from RefSeq and is a predicted model, not a curated record.